Messenger RNA from Mastomys coucha (southern multimammate mouse), 784 nucleotides. Lineage: Eukaryota; Metazoa; Chordata; Mammalia; Rodentia; Muridae. The record is from the annotation of a RefSeq genome assembly.
AUGACUCACCAAACACAUGCUUAUCACAUAGUUAACCCUAGUCCAUGACCACUAACAGGAGCCUUCUCAGCCCUAUUACUAACCUCCGGACUAGUUAUAUGAUUUCACUUUAAUUCAACUUCACUUCUUUCCAUGGGCCUUUUAGCAAAUACCCUAACAAUGUAUCAAUGAUGACGAGAUAUUAUCCGUGAGGGUACAUACCAGGGCCAUCACACCCCUAUCGUACAAAAAGGUCUCCGAUACGGAAUAAUCCUAUUUAUCGUAUCCGAAGUAUUUUUCUUCGCUGGAUUCUUCUGAGCAUUCUAUCACUCCAGCUUAGUACCAACACACGACCUUGGAGGCUGCUGACCACCAACAGGAAUCUCACCUCUUAACCCCCUCGAAGUCCCACUUCUCAAUACAUCAGUUCUCCUAGCUUCAGGCGUAUCAAUUACCUGAGCCCACCAUAGCCUUAUAGAAGGAAAACGAAAUCAUAUAAACCAAGCUCUUCUUAUCACUAUUGCCCUGGGGCUCUACUUCACUAUUCUUCAGGCCUCAGAAUAUUUUGAAACAUCAUUCUCUAUCUCAGACGGCAUUUACGGAUCCACAUUCUUCAUAGCAACAGGAUUUCACGGCCUCCAUGUAAUCAUCGGAUCAACCUUUCUCAUCGUAUGUCUCCUACGACAACUCAAAUUUCAUUUUACAUCAAAACACCAUUUCGGAUUUGAAGCAGCAGCAUGAUACUGACAUUUCGUAGACGUAGUAUGACUUUUCCUGUAUGUUUCCAUCUAUUGAUGAGGAUCUU